Hevea brasiliensis (rubber tree) is the source of this 1161-nucleotide messenger RNA. RefSeq lists its product as uncharacterized. The record is from RefSeq and is a predicted model, not a curated record. NCBI's taxonomy places the organism in Eukaryota, Viridiplantae, Streptophyta, Magnoliopsida, Malpighiales, Euphorbiaceae. Gene Ontology annotation, molecular function: protein binding. Bases 46 to 897 code for a protein of 283 amino acids. The transcript is spliced from 3 exons.
AAGCUAUAGUCAAAGUGUAAAGAAGGUCUAACCUGAUAAUACGCUAUGAAAGCUUUUCUCUGGCGAACCGGUUCCGUCCCUGUACAUGCGCCGGUUCAUCCCGAUUCGCCCAAAUUCUCUCUCUCCCGUCGCAAUUCAGUUUCCGGCAUCUUUUCUGGCGAGAAUCACAACGUGAUUUCCCCCAGAAUCUCCCUGCAUUUGGAGAUCAACCGCCACAGGGACACUCCUAUUCGACUAACCUCGUCGGAAACUGACCUCAUGGGAUCGGAAACAGAAUUGUUCGGCAUGUUGACGAAGCUUUCUGGAUCUGGUUCUCUGUGCUACCCCGCGAUGAUGCCGGAAGAGGAGCAGCAUUUUUUAGGAUCUGACCUGCAUGGCUGUGGAUCUACGACUUUGAAUGACGCCGGAUUCUGGCCAGAUAGCCGUAUUCCGUUGAAGAAGCUAGGUUUCACCGGAGACGGAUUCGGGAAAGGAAAGAAAUACGGAGGAGGGAAUGGCGGCAAUGAUGACGACUGGCGGUCAGACUUAAUCAAGAUGGGUGAUUAUUAUAAAGAAAUGUUGAAGUCAAACCCUAGCGAUUCGCUGCUUCUGAGAAACUAUGGCAAAUUCUUGCAUGAGGUGGAGGGAGACAGAGAGAGAGCUGAAGAGUACUAUGCGAGAGCGAUUCUGGCGAGUCCAGGAGAUGGAGAGGUUUUGUCUCUGUACGGGAAGUUGAUAUGGGACUCACACAGAGAUGGAGAGAGAGCUCAAGCUUAUUUUGAUCAAGCUGUUUCUGCCUCUCCAAAUGAUUGCAUGGUGUUGGGAUCAUAUGCCCAUUUUAUGUGGGAAGCGGAAGAAGAUGAUGAAGAAGUCAAUGGGUGUGCUGAAGCUUCACCAGCAUUGGUUGCUGCUCUCUAGCAAUUGACCCUUCAAUCUUUAGUACUCAAGUCUUUUUAGGCAAUAUUACUAACUUCAAUAACAAUAUAAUAAGAAAACCAGAAUAAUAUAUUAUAAUAUAAUAUUUCUGGGUAUUUUACUUGCUUUUUUGUAAUGUUAUUAUCAUGUAUAUUGUCUUGUUUAAUUAUUUCCUCUUACAUUUUUGAUCUUGUACUAUUACUAUAAUGUAUAUCAUAAAAGUCUUAGUAGGAGAUAUUUAUAAUAUUAAGAUUUUUUUUUGGGAUA